AUGACAAUCAUCGGUUACAAUCGACGAUUAUCAAUUGUAAUUAUUUUACUUGCAUCAUUGGCUGUUCUACUCGUUGCAACAUCAGUUGCUGCUUUUGUUUAUGUUACACGAAGAGAAAAAGUUCUUCGAAAAUCUCAUUUAAUAUCUGUAAUCAUUAUAAUAUUUGUCGAACUUGCAUUUUUAAUUGCUGUUGUCAGUUGCUGUAGUAUUCAAUCAAAAAAUAUUCAAGGUCAAAUUUUAGCUGCUCUUCUAAUUGUUCUUUCUUUUCUUGCUCUUAUGACACUUAUCUAUUUUUUACUCGAAGAUGUACUUAAAGAACGAAUACAACCAUGUCCAAAUGAUACAACUACUUCUAAAUCAUUUACAGUACAAGAAACUAAACCAACUAGUCGACAUGAAUCACCAAUACCAGUACCUAUUGGUGAUACAGCAAUACCAAUAACAACACCACCUAUACUUCCAUCAUUUCCUCGAAUACCAACUCCACCAUUACCACGUAUAUCUUCUCCACUAGAAAAACCUGCAACUCCAUCAUUACCACCUAUGUCUUCUUCAGCAGAACAACUUGCGACUUCAUCAUCCGAACCGCUUGAAACUGUACCAUCAAAAAAACCCACAUCACCAUUACCAACAAAACCUCUGACUCCACUUUCUGUAAAAAAUCUUUCUCAACUUGAAGAACCAUUUCCACCAUAUAUUAGUAAUUAUGACAAAAUUCGUCGAGAUUUAUUAGCAGCUAUUGAAGAACGAACAAUUCCAUCACUUGAAGAAGCUGUUCGACAAGUUAAAGAUUAUAAUUAUAUUCACCAAUUAAAAUAUGAAUGUGAACGAGCAUUAGAAUUAUUAAAUCGUUUAAUGAAAAUUGAACAUAUGAGAUUUUCACCUGUACUUUGGGGAAGAAUUAAAGUACUUCGAUUAAAUCAAUCAACAAUUGCUGAACUACAUAGUUAUGCAAAACCACCAGAUGAAGUUUCAACAGUGAUGCGUGCGACAUUUUUACUUCUUGGACAUUCAGAAAAAGAAAUACAAGAUUGGCCACAGAUUCAAAAUAUAUUAGGUCGUUUUGGAAGAGAAAGUGUACGUCGUCGAUGUUAUGAAUUAAAUCCACUUAGUAUACCUGUUGAUAAAGCACGUGAAGCAAAAGAUAUAUUAAAAAAUUAUGAUUUAAUACGUGUUACUGAAAUAUCUGUUGGUUUAUCAGCAUUUUUUAAUUGGGCUAUGACAAUGAUUGAAGAACGAGAAAAAUUAUUAGAAUCACAACGAAGAAUUAUUCGAUAA
Rotaria sordida is the source of this 1278-nucleotide messenger RNA. NCBI's taxonomy places the organism in Eukaryota, Metazoa, Rotifera, Eurotatoria, Philodinida, Philodinidae. The record is from the annotation of a GenBank genome assembly.